GCGGCCCGAGAUGCGCAGGCCACGCAGCCUCGCCGACGAUUGUCCCUGGAGAGCCUCCAGGCGCCCGGGUGGGGCCGCGAUCGCGCCCCGCCAGUCACCCCGGCAUGUGGGCGCGGCGGGGCGGCGCGGGCGGGCGGCUGCAGGAGCUGUUUGGCGUCCGGGUCAGAGUAUUUGCUCAGCCCGCCUGCGCCGCUUGGGACGCUUCUGCCUUUCCCUCCCUCUCUUCCCCGACGGCUUCUGGCGGCCAAGUGGAAGUGGCGGGUGAUCGGGCCACCCUGCCCAGGGGCGCCCAGCACUGGUUCAGUGAACAGCAUUUUGGACAGGACAUUUGGUGCCAGGUCUCAGGAGCCAGUUUGCAGAAUUAUUGCGCCAGUCAGCCAGGAUUGUGAGCUGUUCGGGAAGUUUUGUGGACACGCCCAAGUGCCAGCACAGGUGGAGGGACACCUGAAGGCCAGUUUCAGGAACUUUUGCCACAGGUAUAAAAGACUCCAGAACUGCAAAGAUGCUGAAACAGAUACUGUCGGAGAUGUACAUAGAUCCUGAUCUACUGGCAGAGCUCAGCGAAGAACAGAAACAGAUCCUGUUCUUCAAGAUGAGAGAGGAACAGAUCCGACGAUGGAAAGAAAGAGAAGCAGCUAUGGAAAGAAAGGAGUCCCUGCCAGUGAAACCCAGACCAAAGAAAGAGAAUGGCAAAUCCGUUCAUUGGAAGCUGGGAGCCGAUAAGGAAGUCUGGGUGUGGGUGAUGGGCGAACACCAUCUAGAUAAACCCUAUGAUGUGCUCUGUGAUGAAAUUAUUGCUGAGAGGGCCCGGCUGAAAGCAGAACAGGAGGCAGAAGAGCUCAGAAAAACUCACUCUGAAGAAUUCACCAAUAGCUUGAAAACAAAAUCACAGUACAAUGAUCUGCAGCCUCCAGAUAACCAGCUGACUAAAGACAUCUGCAAGACAGUGGCAGAAAAGGAGGAAUUGGAGCGAGGAUCUAGCCCAGCACCAACCCUGGAAGACGAGAAAAUCCGAAAGAAAGAAUCCAUGAAGAAAAAACAAGAAGAAGAAAUAAAUCAAAUAGACGAAGAGAGAACAAAGCAGAUUUGUAAGAACUGGAAAGAAGACUCGGAAUGGCAGGCAUCUCUGCGAAAAUCCAAAGCAGCUGAUGAGAAGAGACGUUCCUUGGCUAAACAAGCACGAGAAGACUACAAGAGGUUAUCCCUUGGGGCCCAGAAAGGACGAGGUGGUGAGAGGCUGCAAAGCCCCCUGCGUGUUCCACAGAAACCAAAAAGACCUCCCCUUCCACCCAAGCCUCAGUUCCUAAACCCAGCGGCGUAUCCUCAAAAAUCUCUUAGAAAUCAGGGAGUGGUGAGGACAGUGUCCAGCUCUGCCCAAGAGGACAUCAUCCGGUGGUUUAAAGAGGAGCAGCUACCACUUCGAGCAGGCUACCAGAAAGCUUCAGACACCAUAGCCCCCUGGUUCCAUGGAAUUCUCACACUCAAGAAAGCAAAUGAACUUCUUCUGAGCACAGGCGUGCCCGGCAGUUUUCUCAUCCGAGUCAGUGAAAGGAUCAAAGGCUAUGCCCUGUCCCAUCUGUCAGAGGACAGCUGUAAACAUUUCCUCAUCGAUGCCUCUGCAGACUCCUACAGCUUCCUGGGCGUGGACCAGCUGCAGCAUGCCACCCUGGCGGAUUUGGUGGAAUAUCACAAGGAGGAACCCAUCACUUCCCUGGGAAAGGAGCUCCUCCUCUAUCCCUGUGGUCAGCAGGACCAGCUGCCUGACUACCUGGAGCUGUUUGAGUGACAGCCUCCAUCAGGGUCAUCCUACAGCCUCCAACUGGGCUUCCCCCUGGACAAACGCCACUGCAACAUUUAUGUGUGAAGCCAAAAGCACCCUGCAGCAGAGCCAAUACUGAUCAACUGAAAGCGUCCAUGGAAUCCUCAUUGACACCUCUCUUCUGCACAAAUACUGGAAUUCAAUGUCAAGAGAAAAUGACCUCUGCUCAUAUUCACUCCAAAAGUAAAGGGAGAAGAGUCUCAAUCUCAGCAAGCGUCUGUCAUGAAGGGUAUGACCUUAAUGAUGUACAUAAAACAAAUGAAGAAAUGGAAACCUUUUAGAAAUUAAGGUGUACUUGAAAACCAGUAUCUUUGUGAAGUAUCAUAUGACCCCUGUACUCCCUCUGUAUCAUCUCAGGAGGUUUCAGGGGCCUAUUGAUAUCAAGUUUCAGGCUGGCUUUGGAAUGCUGGCCAAAAAAAAAAAAAAAAAAAACAUUUCCUGGCUGAGAUGAUGCUUAAAACACACCUCACUUACUGUACAUGUUGGAACCAGGAUAUGAGAGACAUAGAAAAACAGAAGUCAUGAAUGUAAAUGGAAUGAGAAGUUUUAAAACAUAGGAUGAGCGGCUUAACAUGCAUAAAAAUACAGAUGGACCUGCAGGAGAGUGAGCACACGUCACUGAGUUUGUUUUCUUGUUCUGGAGAAGGGGGCCAGGGCUUGCCUGGCCUCCCCUGGCUCUAGAGUGCACCAAAAGAAUAAAGCAUCUGCACAUGUAAUUUUUUUUUAUCAGUAGUGCAUACACCAGAACAGAAUAAGCAGGCUGUUUGGAUGCUACUUGUGGUUGAAUUGUGUUCCCCCAAAAUAUAUAGUGAAGUCUUAACCCCCAUCCCCGUGAAUGUGACCUGGUUUGGAAAUAGGGUCUUUGCAGAUAUAGUCAAGUUACGAUGAGGUCACACUGGAUUAGGGUGGACCCUAAAUCCAAUGACUGACAUCCUCAGGAGAAGAGAGAGGUUUGAUAAUAGAGACAAAUGCAGUGGGAAGACGACCAGGGGACAAGAGGCAGGUUGGAGUGAUGCAGCCAGAAGGGACACCAAGAUCGCUGGCCACCAACAGAAGCCAGGAGAGCGGCAUGGGACAGGUUCCCACCAAGCCUUAGGAGGAAGCAUGGCCCUGACUUCGGAAUUCCAGACUCCAGAACCAGGAGAAUAAAUUUCUGUUGUUUUAAGCUGCUUAGUUCAUGCUGUUUGUCACAGUUCAUGCUGUUUGUUACUAUAGCACCACAAAGCUAAUACAGUCGUUUAUGUAAUUACAUCACGUGACACACAGGACUGACCCAUUAGUUGCUGCCCAGUCCACCAUUUUCAUAAUGAAGUAGAAAUGGUAGGUAAAGAAAACAUUCCAGCCAGUUCUGUUCAGCCCUGGAACACGUAUCUGUCCCGUCAGGAAUCUUAUGCCCUGCUGCACCCCUCCACCCACCUUGGUCCACUCCCAGUCAGGGGAAUGGCCUCUGGACAGGGACUGAGGUGGCUCUGAGCCACUGGAGAUCAUUUUUCUGGGAGGAUGGAAAUUGGCUAGGACCUCUGGCCUAACUCUGUAGGUCAACACUCUUUACAUUGCCUUUUAAUAAAAGCAGAAUGAUACAGCA
Molecule: messenger RNA, 3404 nt
Organism: Rhinopithecus roxellana (golden snub-nosed monkey)
Lineage: Eukaryota; Metazoa; Chordata; Mammalia; Primates; Cercopithecidae
Gene: SH2D4A
Product: SH2 domain containing 4A
Exons: 9
Coding region: 503-1786 (427 amino acids)
Cellular component (GO): cytoplasm
Molecular function (GO): phosphatase binding
Source: RefSeq, a predicted model, not a curated record